UGCGCUUGCGCGGGGCGGGGCUGCGCUUGCGCGCCGUAGGGCGUCACGUAAUGGAGGCUGACGGGAUGGCAGCGGCGGCCCGCGGUCCUGAAGGAAAUAACCUAAGAUCGAAAAUUGCACUUGUGGAGUAUUUUCGGAAAACUGGGGAGACGACACUAAAAGCAAAAGAUUUUGAUUUUACAGCUCCUUAUCAGAGUACACGUUCAAGGGUGAAAAAAUACGCCACAGAAGCUGUGAGAACUGUUUUAGAGAGUGAGGAUUGUCACAGUCAAGUGCAAGACCUCAGUGUACGAAACAGCGCAGAGGAUGGAAUUCAAAAUAUUCAGACUGGAAAUGAAAACCUGGGAGAAGUUACGUUCACUCUGGAAAGUGAAGAUUUGAUCAUGAGAGGCAUAAACCCAGAGGACUGUUUGAAAACCAAAAAAGGGGCAGGUGGAAAAAGUGUUCAGAAUAAGAAAACUAGAAAGAGCUCAGAAAAGAGGAACCAAGAUAAUACCCAAACCAAAAGACGGAGAAGAGUAUGUAACAAACAGGAAACUGAGUGCCUUCAAAACAAGAAAUUUUGUAGAAGGAAAGACAGGUGUGUCACUGAUAGUCAGGGCGUAGAUGAUCAGAAUGCAGACCCUGUGGAUGCAGGAAGAGCUCUGUUACGAAUGUCCAGGUCAAGGUCAGAUGCACAGUUGAGGUCAGUGACAGCUCUCUCACAAAGGGAGCUGGAGAGCCUGGCAGAGGAGGAAUGUGUGGAGACAGGUUCUAAUGACGCAUCCUCCGCAAGAUCUGAGGAGAGAACCAGCGGAUUCAAAAUACAGAAAGAGACAGAUCAAAGGAGGCCGGGUAACCAGGAUUUUAAAUCUGACACUGAAACGGAUGCUAACAUCUUGCAGCUGUGUGAUAAGACAAACUUCACAGCAGUUAAAAUGAUGCCAGAAGAGUCUAUACCACGAGCACAAGUGGAUAGGAGGAAAACGAGCCCGUAUUUUUCAAGUAGAUACAGUAAAGAAGCUCCCAGCCCACCUAGAAGGAAGGCUUUCAGAAAAUGGACUCCUCCACGUUCUCCUUUUAACCUGGUCCAAGAAACACUUUUCCAUGAUCCAUGGAAACUUCUCAUUGCAACCAUAUUUCUCAAUAAAACUUCAGGCAAAAUGGCGAUUCCUGUGCUCUGGGAGUUCCUUAAGAAGUAUCCUUCCCCUGAAAUAACCAGGGCUGCAGACUGGAAAGAAAUGUCACAUCUGCUCAAACCUCUUGGCCUCUACGAACUCAGAGCAAAAACCAUCAUCAAGUUCUCAGAUGAGUACCUGAGCAAGCAGUGGAAGUACCCCAUCGAGCUGCAUGGGAUCGGGAAGUACGGGAACGACUCCUACAGAAUCUUCUGUGUCAAUGAAUGGAAGGAGGUACAGCCGCAGGACCACAAGUUAAAUGUGUACCACGCCUGGCUCCGGGAGAACCGGGAGAGGCUGAGCAUAGACUGAGGGCAGCCGCACGUCCCCCCGUCCUGGCCAGCUGGCUCAGCACCGCGGCUGGCGCAUGCUCCCGUGCGUGACCCCAGCUGGAGGCCUGCCCGAGCCCUGUGAAACCCCUGCACUUGUUAAUAAAUGUUCCCCCGUUUCGUUUC
This is a messenger RNA of Falco peregrinus (peregrine falcon), 1612 nucleotides long. It is a transcript of the gene MBD4, whose product is annotated as methyl-CpG binding domain 4, DNA glycosylase. Gene Ontology annotation, cellular component: nucleus. Lineage: Eukaryota; Metazoa; Chordata; Aves; Falconiformes; Falconidae. The coding region runs from base 51 to 1469 and encodes 472 amino acids. Gene Ontology annotation, biological process: DNA repair. The record is from RefSeq and is a predicted model, not a curated record. The transcript is spliced from 7 exons. Gene Ontology annotation, molecular function: DNA binding; pyrimidine-specific mismatch base pair DNA N-glycosylase activity.